AAUCUAAAUACGAUAUUAUUAUAUAAUUCAUAUUAAAUGUUGAAGCCAAGUUAAAUUACACACUCAUGUUCUUGAGAGAGAUCUCAAACCCCAAGAAAUCUAUUAUUGAAUAAUUAUAUUAAGUUUUUGUUUGUUAAUUUAUACAUGUGGUGUAUAAAAGAAAAUAAUAGUUGUAGAUAUUAUAAUUAGAUAUAGAUUGGUUUAGGAGGAAAAGUUAGUUCUACUAGAACAAAAAAGCAAUUAAUUUAGAAGAAAGCAACGAAUAAAGAGGGGGUGUUGGGGCCUUGAGCCGAUUAAUCUUAAUUUAGGUUAUCCAGAUAUUUGCUGGUGUUGUUUCUUAUCCCAUGCGUAAUUGAGCAGCUGCAGCCCACAGCGUUCCCCUCUGAUUGAAAACUCAGUCUCCUCUGCCUGCUUCAUCCUUCCUUCCUUUCUUCAUUCACUGGCACCCUUCCGAGUCAAGCAUAAGAUCAAAGGGAGACCCUUUCUUUUCCUUGUCUCCCCCUGCAUGCAACCAUGAAGAUUUUCAAUCCCUCCAAAUGCUUUCUCCAGAACGUGGUGUGUCCUUCCGACACCCUCCUCAUCAUUAAAAGGAUGAAGCCCUUCGAUCUGGGUCUCUCCCACCUCCACCAAUUCCAAUUCAGAUCCUACAAUUGAAAAAGAAUACAACAAUCCCUAGACCACGUUAGCACCCACACCGCUUCCUUCACUACCACACCCCAGCCCCGACAUGGACCGGCGCACGGGCAGCACCCGUAACAUCCUCUUCAACAAGUACGAGAUAGGGAAAUUGCUGGGACAGGGCAACUUCGCCAAGGUGUACCACGGCAGAAACCUCAGCACAAAUGAGAGCGUGGCCAUCAAAGUCAUAAAAAAAGAGAGGCUUCAGCAGAAAGAGAGGCUCGUCAAACAGAUCAAACGCGAGGUCUCCGUCAUGAGCCUGGUGCGUCACCCCCACAUCGUCGAAUUAAAAGAGGUGAUGGCCAACAAGGCCAAAAUCUUCCUGGUUGUCGAAUACGUCAAAGGAGGUGAACUCUUCGCCAAGGUUGCAAAGGGGAAGAUGAAGGAAGACGUCGCCAGAAAGUACUUUCAGCAACUCAUCAGCGCCGUCGAUUUCUGCCACAGCCGCGGCGUCACCCACCGCGAUUUGAAGCCGGAGAAUCUGCUCCUCGACGAGAACGAAGACCUUAAAGUCUCCGACUUUGGCCUGUCGGCGCUGCCGGACCAGCGCAGAUCCGACGGGAUGCUCCUGACGCCGUGCGGGACGCCGGCCUACGUGGCGCCGGAGGUUCUGAAGAAGAAGGGGUACGAUGGGUCGAAGGCUGAUAUAUGGUCCUGCGGGGUCAUCCUCUUUGCUCUUCUUUCUGGCUAUUUGCCCUUUCAAGGUGAGAAUGUGAUGAGAAUUUACAGCAAGUCUUUCAGAGCCGAUUAUGCGUUCCCCGAAUGGAUUUCCCCUGGGGCUAAAAACUUGAUCUCCAAUUUACUCGUUGUGGACCCGCAAAAGAGGUAUUCCAUUCCCGACAUCAUGAAGGACCCUUGGUUUCAAAUUGGGUUCAUGAGGCCCAUUGCUUUUUCCAUGAAGGAGUCUGCGGUUGAAGAUAACAUUGAUUUCAGCGGGGAUGAUGUUUCCAAUGGUAGUGAUGAUGGCAAUAGCAGCAGCAGCAACAACGAUGAUGGGGAAUUGACUGGGGCUAAGCCUGCUCGUCCGUCUUACAACGCUUUUGAGAUAAUCUCGUCCUUGUCGAAUGGGUUCGAUCUGAGGAAUUUGUUUGAGACGAGGAAGCGGUCGCCGUCCAUGUUCAUUUCCAAGUUUUCGGCUUCGGCGGUGAUGGCGAAGCUGGAGGGGGUGGCGAAGAAGCUGAACUUUAGGGUGACGGGGAAGAAGGAGUUCGUGGUGAGGAUGCAGGGGGCGACGGAGGGGAGGAAGGGGAAGCUGGCCAUGACGGUCGAGGUAUUCGAGGUGGCGCCGGAGGUUGCGGUGGUCGAGUUCGCCAAGUCUGCUGGAGACACGCUUGAAUACAUUAAAUUCUGUGAGGACCAAGUCAGACCUUCUCUCAAAGACAUUGUGUGGAGUUGGCAAGGGGACGCUAAUUGCCACCAGUAACGCAAUGGAGUUACUUUCCGUUAUGUCUUAAUCUUUUGCUUGUUUCCAUUAUCACAAUCCGUUUGGGUUUAGAUUUAUUACCCAUGUAAUGUAAUAUUCUUAGUUCUUAUUUCCUCCUCCAAGCUUAUUUAUUUAUGACUUUCUUUUGUAUUCCUUAAGCCAGAGGGCAUCCUGCUAAUCUGUAUGAUGUCAGAAUUUGUUAUAAUACUAGCUAGUACUGGUAUUUUAGCAUGUUCCUGCAAAACAGCGACAGAGAUUGCAAAAUUGGUAAUUACAAGUCCAAGCCAAUUAGUAUUCAAAA
Messenger RNA from Glycine soja, 2402 nucleotides. RefSeq names its product CBL-interacting serine/threonine-protein kinase 5-like. The transcript has a single exon. The record is from RefSeq and is a predicted model, not a curated record. Gene Ontology annotation, biological process: protein phosphorylation; signal transduction. Gene Ontology annotation, molecular function: ATP binding; protein kinase activity. Bases 728 to 2101 code for a protein of 457 amino acids. Lineage: Eukaryota; Viridiplantae; Streptophyta; Magnoliopsida; Fabales; Fabaceae.